This is a messenger RNA of Lagenorhynchus albirostris (white-beaked dolphin), 829 nucleotides long. It is a transcript of the gene HIKESHI, whose product is annotated as heat shock protein nuclear import factor hikeshi. Bases 211 to 804 code for a protein of 197 amino acids. Gene Ontology annotation, cellular component: cytosol; nucleus. The record is from RefSeq and is a predicted model, not a curated record. Gene Ontology annotation, biological process: protein import into nucleus. NCBI's taxonomy places the organism in Eukaryota, Metazoa, Chordata, Mammalia, Artiodactyla, Delphinidae. The transcript has 5 exons. Gene Ontology annotation, molecular function: Hsp70 protein binding; nuclear import signal receptor activity.
GUCGACUGAGAGGCGUUCUGGUUAGGAAGGCGAGGUUAGAGGUCGCGGGUGCAGAAAGCGUUCCUGCCGCUGGCCUAUUCGCUAUGUAGCGGAGGGGUAGGCACCCUCCGCCACGUUCUGGAAGGUUCUUGGGCUCGACUAGGGCAGUAGACCCAGGAUUUCUAGUCCCCGGCUUCGGGUCCUUGCCGGCUGAGCGGAGCCGCCGCCGCCAUGUUUGGCUGCUUGGUGGCGGGGAGGCUGGUGCAAACAGCUGCACAGCAAGUGGCAGAGGAUAAGUUUGUUUUUGACUUGCCUGAUUAUGAAAAUAUCAACCAUGUUGUGGUUUUUAUGCUGGGAACAGUCCCAUUUCCUGAGGGAAUGGGAGGAUCUGUCUACUUUUCCUAUCCUGAUUCAAAUGGAAUGCCAGUAUGGCAACUCCUAGGAUUUGUCACAAAUGGGAAACCAAGUGCCAUCUUCAAAAUUUCAGGUCUUAAAUCUGGAGAAGGAAGCCAGCACCCUUUUGGAGCCAUGAAUAUUGUCCGAACUCCAUCUGUUGCUCAGAUUGGAAUUUCAGUGGAAUUAUUGGACAGUCUGGCUCAGCAGACUCCUGUAGGUAAUGCUGCUGUGUCUUCAGUUGACUCAUUUACACAGUUCACACAAAAGAUGUUAGACAACUUCUACAAUUUUGCUUCAUCAUUUGCUGUCUCUCAGGCCCAGAUGACACCAAGUCCAUCUGAAAUGUUCAUUCCGGCAAAUGUGGUUCUGAAAUGGUAUGAAAACUUUCAAAGACGACUAGCACAGAACCCUCUCUUUUGGAAAACAUAAUUUGAAUAAAAUAAUUUUUAAUGGA